AGAAGGAUUAGUAAUCAGUAAUCUCACCCCGGGUUGUAAGGCCUGGGCGUCCAGUGUUUGUUGGAUCUCAUGAACCGGUAUUUCGCAACCCUGUUGACCUGUCAGACUAGACUUGUCGUGAGUGGAACGGAGGUUGGCCGCUACGGGAAUAAUGGAUUUCAAGGGUUAAUACGGUACUCGGGCGUACGGGGAAUUCGCGUCCGGUAACACAAGGCGUUUGCCGGCCUUAAUUGCUCUAGUCAUCGACGCUUCUCCUUUCGGGAGUGGACCCGACUUCGUGCCGUCACGGCCCCAGCUUUUGUUUGCUGGGAUUGCUGUAGGAUGGUCAGCACUUUGCUCUGGAUUACGGGGAAUUCGGUGGGGCGCAUACCAGGAGGUCUGCAGGCAAGGCCUCUGAGAGGUGUGGAGUUGGCUUAAAUUUACCUCUUGAACACAAUUCUGUAGGUGUGAACGCCGGUUUGGUGCUGCACCUUUUUUCCUAGGUAAUAAAUUUAUCAUUUCAGUGCGGUCACCGGAAAGUUCUCACUGACUAUCACUCAGAUUUCCUAAUAUGGUUUAGUCUACAUAUAGAUCUGACACUUUGUAAUGGAGGUGGACACGACUUUUGGCAACACCAGAGCACAGCGUACUGUACCUGCGUCUACUUGUCCAUUCCGAAAGUUGCCGGGGGGUCUUGGCGUCGAUUAUACCUGAGCCGUGCCAAGGCUUCCGGAUGGCCGAGGAACCUGCAAGUGCCCUGCUAUCGGAUUUGAAUGAAGAACCUAUACCGGUCAUAAGAACUACCGAUGAGACGGGGUAGUCUAUAUAAAGCUCUGCUCUUCUCCCCCUCGGAGAUCAAAGCACACACCUUUUUCACUCCUACUACUCAGGUACACCCAUUGACAGGAACAAAAUGCUUGCUUAUUGUCUAUUUGCCCUGACGCUCGUCGCCGGUGUUUUUGCUGGGGAGCCCCAUCUCGAGUUGGAGCCGGCCUUUACAAUGCGGGUAUUUUUGCGCAUUUUUUAUUUCUGAGAUGGGCUCGUACUGGUUGGAGCGCAUGGCUAACAUGGGUAGGCUGGUAUUGAACCUGGGAUUACUACCGGUCCGGUGCACAAAGGGUAUACGAUUACCUUCGUUGUACGUCCCCACCGCUUCUACCCCUCUUGGCCGCUUUGGGGGAAUUCGGACGGAGAUUGACAGGUUUGCUAGAACUCCCCGAACGGGACGAUCGUCAGCGCCCCAGAUGCCAAAACCACUAUAAAUGCCACGAUCUUGGGCGGUGAUGACUUGAUCCACAUCGACCCCCAGGGAGGAAAUUUCAGACUCGAUGUCCGUGGUGUCGCGAAGUACAUACCCCCCCCAUCCCUUCCCCCUAGGAACCAGACAUCUGUAGGAUAAAGAAAGAAAAAAAGCGAGUAUCUGACCAACUUCAUACAGAGAUGAAUCCGGAGCCGUGAGUCUGCUCGGCCAGUUUACCCUACUCGCCCUAACUAAUAUUUAGAUCUUCAAAUUCGGUUACACCGGUGUCGCCAUCCCCAGUGAGGAAAUGACCAAGGCCUUGACCCGCCAACCUGAUUCGAAGACCACAGAAUUUGGAAACAUCCAAACUCAUCAUACUUUUGAGACUCCGGUACGUGUGGUCAUCCUGGUUUUUGGGGUGCUGGUGUUGGGCUAAUGGAAAUUUUCAUCGCAGGUUGCGGCAACCGAUUUGGCGGGGUUGAGUAAUGACCAAUUCAUGGGCAUGGGUAGGAUCCUUGUUAACCCGGAUCGGAGCGUCACCGUGGAGUAUGUCGUUAGCAGGGUUGUUAUCGUAAAAUGAGCGUGGUGGGGUACGAAUUGGGGAUGGGUGGGAGAGUGAGAGAGGGAAAGGGAGGGGCAUUUUAAUAGAUGUUGAGUAACUUGAGAUUCAAACGAGAUGUAUGGUGAGAUGGCGGUAAUGGAAUAUAUGUUGCAACACG
Tuber aestivum (summer truffle) is the source of this 1938-nucleotide messenger RNA. Lineage: Eukaryota; Fungi; Ascomycota; Pezizomycetes; Pezizales; Tuberaceae. The record is from the annotation of a GenBank genome assembly.